UCAGCGCCGCAUUUCCUGUGAUUUGCGGAGAACAUCGCAAUUACCGAAAACGUUUAUGUCAUAAUUCUGUCUACAAACAUCUUCAACUGAUUUUACGUAAAUAAUUAAGCCUGCACGCACGGAAACACUAAAAAAAUCGUUUGUGCAUUUCCUUGAGUAGCCGUAAACUUCGUGAGUAUCGAAAUAUAUUUAUUCAACAAUGAGACGAAAAAGUACAAGAAAUGCAGCUAAAGCGCAAGAAAAAGCUAAACCAGCGGAACAACCAACAAGAAAGUCUCGCAGAACGUCAAAAAGAAGAAGAAAAUCAACAUCUUCAGAAAGUGAAAAAUCAGAAGAAGAACAAGAAAUGCCUCAAAUGGUAGUUGCAGAGGCUGAAAAAGUAGCCUCAGAUUCUGAAGUAAAUUCAACUUUAGAGGAAAAUACAGAGAAGGAAGUUCCUCAAAUAAUUGAAAAAAAGACAAGACGUAACAAAGCAAGUAGCUCCCCAAUGGUGAGCGAUUCAAAGCUUGCCGAAGAAGGAAAUGAAAACAAGUCGCGUAACUCGAACAGACUGCGGCAGCGCGAAGCGACGAAGCCUGAAGACGACGUGGAUGGUGAAGGUAGAGCUGAUAAAGGUAAGUCUAAAGGUAAAACUAGGGCAAAGGUCGAUCACGAGCCGACUGAUGCGUCUGGAACGGUUACCGAAAGUGAAAUUUGUACAAAUGCACAGGUGACGCCUCUGUCACCCCAAACCGAUAUCAAUAACGCGGUUACUUGUGAGAGUAUUGUUACUCAAUCGGCUGCGGAUAGUGUCGAUGAUAAACCUACAAUAGACCAGGAACCUGAUUGUACUAGGUCCGACGAUCACAAUGAUGAUAAAGAUGUUGAAUCAAGUGUUGAUGUUGUCGAUUCAUCUACUAAUGAUAAUGUCACUAACCUUGAUAUUACAAAUAAUGAUAUUAAAAGUGGUGAAGGAGAUGAGGUGAUUCCAAUUAAAUCUCCAGUUUGUACAGAACAAACUGAACAUCAAGAAAUUGUUGAUUCUUCUAAUGAUGGUACAGGAGAAUGUAAACAAUCAGAAAUGGAAUCAAUAAAAGCCUCUGAAAGUGAAAAACUUGAAAUUCUAGAUAUAAAUAAAAAGGAUGAGUCUUUAGAGAUAAAAGAUACUGAUGAAAAGAAAAGUCUACCUGAUCAAAAAUUAGAAAAUGAUCAGAAUGAUAUUACUUCACCAAAAAAAGAUGAAUAUCCUGUGCCAAUGGAAAUUGAUGAAAGCCAAACAGAGAUACUUGAAAAAAUUUCAAUAACUUUAACUGAAGGAACGAAAUCCCAAGAUUCUCAAGAUGAAAAACCAUGUGAUGAAAUACAACAAGAUUUAAAAAUAGAAGAGAAAAUGGAACAGACCGUAUCAAAACCCCCUGAAACAUCACAAGAGCCUAUCAGGCAACAGGAGGUAAAACCAGAAGAAAUCAAAUUAAGAACAUAUGAAAGGAAAGCAUCAGUGCAAAAAAUAAAAAUCAAGAGGACAUCAACAUCAGAUGAAACUAAUGAGACACAACCAAAAAGAAGAUGGGGGAAAGGUUUAAAGUUAAUAUCAGCAGAAAUAAUAGAUUCAAAUGUAGUGAUGAAUAUUUAUCCGGAUGUACAAUUUCUAGAAGAGUCUGAUGUUAAAUUAGAACACACAGAGCCGAAAAUUCGACGAUUUUCCACCGCGGAAAGUUCUGAGGAUAAAUCAGACAGGAGGAUGUCAUUGGAUUUUGAAAGGCAAACAUCUGAAGAGUCGUUUAAGACUGAAGUGGAACCCGAAGAAAAAACUAACAUCAUAGCUUUUAAUCGAAAAAUUUCAAUUAUUGACGAUUCUGCCACGACUUUAAAACCGCCACCAAGUCCUGCUAAAAAUCCCGUUUCUGAUACUUUGUUUAUAACAAACUUGGUGCGCCCGUUUACCUUAAAACAACUGAGGGAAUUAUUAGAACGAACUGGGAAAAUUAAGGAGGAUGGUUUUUGGACUGACCGAAUUAAAUCUAAGUGUUAUGUACAAUAUGAGAGUGAAGAGGAGGCUCGAGGGACAAGAGAAGCUUUGCAUGGAGUGCAUUGGCCGAUUGGUAAUGGUAAAAAAUUAAUUAUUGAUUAUAGUACAGAAGAGGAAUUGGCUAAUGCUAAAAAUCCACCUGCCCCACCGCCACCAGCACCUGUUGUCCUUGAGCCAUCAAAAAGUGACAAAGAAAAUGAAGAUUUACAUAGGACGAAGAAAGAAGAUAGGAAGAGUAAAGAACGGGACGAGAAGGAAACGCGCCGACGGGAACACGUUCGGGAGUGGGAUGUGGGAAAAGAAGAUGUUCAACACAAAUCAAAAUCAGAUCAUGAUCAUGAUAGAAGGAAACAUUCGAGGAGAUCAUCAACACCAAGAGAAAGAGAUGAUUAUUUAGCGAAAAAGAGAAAGAAAGUUGAAGAUCAAAUACCACAAAAAUUAAUGGAUGAUUUAUUUCAAAAAACCACAGCCACUCCAAGUAUUUAUUGGCAACCGCUCACUCCCGAAGAGAUUGCAACAAAACAACAACAACGUUUGGAAAGAAUGGCGGAACACAAGAAGAGAAUGGAAGAGACAUCGUCACGUCCAAGGGUGGAUUAUGGUCGGGGGGGACCUUACCGUCGAAAAUACGAUUGAUAUAUGGGUAAAGCCCAAAACAACGUAUACUUUUUUUAUUAGAUCAGAAGUGUAGGAGGGUAUUAAUGAUUGAGAGAAAACGGUUUGAUUCUAUCCAUAUUUCCAAUUCUUUCUUUUCCUAAUUCCAUUAAGUUUUAUUUUUUGACGGUUGGUUUGUUCGAGAUCGUUUUUUGGUUUUUGCUUUUCAUUUCUUCCUUUCUAUUUAAAUAUCGUAUUAUCGAUGACAAAUUCUUUUCCAAUGCGUGAAUGUAAUCAAUGUGUGAAUGAGUUAACGUUUUUUCUUAUAGGAUUUUUCAGCUUACCUCUUUAUCAUCGAGGGAUUUCUCUAUGAAAAUUAAAAAAAUAAAAAAAAUUUGAAUAUUAAUUAAAAAUGUAGUCACAUUGUGCGCGCUCGUUCGUAUUACUUUUUAUUUUUUUUAGUAAAAUUUUGAUGGGCGUGUGGAAUAGUGUACAGACUAUAAAAAAAACAAACGUUUAUAUCAAUAAAAUUUUUAUUUCCAUCACAAGUUAAAUUGUUUUUGCAAACUUUUGUAGAUAGAGACAAUUCUUUCUAAUUAUUGUUGGAAAGCGGCGAAAGAGAAACGUUAGCGAGCUGUUCACUUCAUUUCUUUUUUUAUAUUAUUAAAAUAGUCGUAAUCA
Onthophagus taurus is the source of this 3283-nucleotide messenger RNA. It is a transcript of the gene Acn, whose product is annotated as apoptotic chromatin condensation inducer acinus. The record is from RefSeq and is a predicted model, not a curated record. Gene Ontology annotation, cellular component: precatalytic spliceosome; ASAP complex. NCBI's taxonomy places the organism in Eukaryota, Metazoa, Arthropoda, Insecta, Coleoptera, Scarabaeidae. Gene Ontology annotation, biological process: RNA splicing. Gene Ontology annotation, molecular function: RNA binding.